Molecule: messenger RNA, 522 nt
Organism: Coniosporium apollinis CBS 100218
Lineage: Eukaryota; Fungi; Ascomycota; Dothideomycetes
Exons: 3
Coding region: 1-522 (173 amino acids)
Biological process (GO): hydrogen peroxide catabolic process; cell redox homeostasis; cellular response to oxidative stress
Cellular component (GO): cytoplasm; mitochondrion; cytosol
Molecular function (GO): thioredoxin peroxidase activity
Source: RefSeq, a predicted model, not a curated record
AUGUUUGCUUCGCGUAGGAUCCCCUCCGCGCUUUCACGUGCUGCCUUCUCGCGGCCAUUCCACCACACACCUCGCGCCCUGGUCAAGGUCGGCGACAGCAUCCCUGAUGUCGAGCUUAUGGAGAACUCCCCUGGCAACAAGGUCAAGAUUGCCAAUGAGCUGAAGGGAAAGGGUCUCGUUAUCGGCGUGCCGGCCGCCUACUCCCCAUCCUGCAGCGAGUCCCAUAUCCCAGGAUACAUCAACUCGCCCAAGCUCAAGGAUGCCGGCUCUGUCUUUGUUGUUUCUGUGAAUGACCCAUUCGUGAUGAAGGCCUGGGGCAAAGUCCUAGAUCCCGACGGCAAGAGCGGUAUCCGCUUCCUAGCUGACCCCGCCCUCUCAUUCACCAACGCCCUGGACCUCUCUUUUGACGGGAAGGCCAUCUUCGGAGGUGACCGCAGCAAACGCUACGCUCUCGUCAUUGAGGAUGGGAAGGUCAAAGAGGCGUAUGUCGAGCCUGACAACACUGGCGUAAAGGGUACGUAG